AUGUCCAAGGCACGACAGCAAAAGCGCAGCAAGGUCAAGCCAUUCAUCAAGACCGUCAAUUACAACCAUUUAAUGCCUACACGAUACACACUGGAGCUGGAAGGUCUGAAAGGCGUGGUGACGAAUGAUACAUUCAAGGAGGUCAGUCAGCGGGAGGAAGCGAAGAAGACGGUGAAGAAGGCGCUGGAGGAGAGGUAUGCGAGUGGGAAGAAUAGAUGGUUCUUUACACAAUUGAGGUUCUAA
Messenger RNA from Bacidia gigantensis, 243 nucleotides. RefSeq lists its product as uncharacterized. Gene Ontology annotation, cellular component: ribosome; cytosolic large ribosomal subunit. Gene Ontology annotation, biological process: translation. Bases 1 to 243 code for a protein of 80 amino acids. The transcript is spliced from 2 exons. Gene Ontology annotation, molecular function: structural constituent of ribosome. Lineage: Eukaryota; Fungi; Ascomycota; Lecanoromycetes; Lecanorales; Ramalinaceae. The record is from RefSeq and is a predicted model, not a curated record.